AUGGCAGAAGCUCCUAAGUACCUUACGGGUGAUAAGCCCGCUAUCCAAGAAUUUCUUGACAGGUUUGAUGUUUUUUUGUUUGACUGCGAUGGUGUCUUAUGGUCAGGAAAUGUUAUAUAUGAGGGGGCGGUUGAGACGUUGGAGAUGCUAAGGAGCAAAGGGAAACAAAUCAUCUUCGUUACCAACAAUAGCACAAAAUCCCGUGCAGACUACAAAAAGAAACUGGACAGUCUAGGAAUUCCUGCGCACAUCGAAGAAAUAUUUUGCUCCUCCUACAGCGCCUCAAUCUACAUCUCCCGCGUCCUCUCCCUCCCGCCCGAAAAGCAAAAAGUCUUCGUCCUAGGAGAAACAGGUAUUGAGCAAGAACUCAAGGUCGAAAACGUCCCUUUCAUCUGCGGCACGGACCCUUCCUAUAGACGCGACAUCACAUUGCAAGAUUUUAACAAAAUCGCAUCUGGUGACCCCUCAAUAUUCGAUCCAGAAGUUGGAGUAGUUCUUGUGGGCCUCGAUUUCCAUAUCAACUAUCUGAAACUGGCGCUUGCGUACCACUAUAUAAAGCGCGGGGCUGUAUUUCUUGCUACGAAUAUUGAUAGUACGCUUCCUAACGCCGGCGCGCAGUUUCCCGGUGCGGGCACUAUAAGCGCACCGUUGAUAAAGAUGUUGGGUGGUAAGGCGCCGGUUUCAUUGGGGAAGCCUAGUCAGGCUAUGAUGGAUGCGAUCGAGGGGAAGUUUAAGCUUAAAAGACAGAAGGCGUGUAUGGUGGGGGAUCGAUUGGAUACGGAUAUUAGGUUUGGUAUUGAAGGGGGCCUGGGGGGGACGUUGGCAGUUUUGACUGGGGUGAAUAAUAAGGAGGAUUUUACGACGGGGUCGUUGAGGCCGGCGGCCUACGUUGAUGGGUUGAAGGAUUUGCUUGAGGCGGCGUAG
Messenger RNA from Paracoccidioides brasiliensis Pb18, 924 nucleotides. RefSeq lists its product as uncharacterized. Gene Ontology annotation, molecular function: alkaline phosphatase activity; phosphoglycolate phosphatase activity. The transcript is spliced from 5 exons. The coding region runs from base 1 to 924 and encodes 307 amino acids. The record is from RefSeq and is a predicted model, not a curated record.